AUGGAAGAAAUUAAUGCUGUUGUAGAACAAGAAUAUCAGGAGAUGUGGAAUAAUUGGAUCAUCUUCUAGAAAUUUGACACAACCAAUGACAUUCUCCAGAUUAAAAAAUAAAUUGGACUAGUUGAUGAUAAAGUAGACUUCUCUGUCAGAUAGUCAAUCAUGCAACCUCCUAAUCUGUAAGAAAUCUAUGAAGGAAUCAUAAAUGGGAUCAUAAAGAGAAGGGAACUUGGAUUGUAUUAAAAUGCAUUUACUUAUUACUGUGAGUUGCAAACAGCCUUAAAUGAAUUCCUUAAGAUGUAUGGCACUUCUCUAAAGAAGGAGGUGAUUCUCGAUUUAUUUCAGAAUCUAACUGGAUUAAGUUUAACCAAGGAAAAUGUUCCCAAGAUUGUAGUCAGAUGCAAUAAUUGCAAUUCUUACGUUUACUAUACAAACAACUGCAACAAGUGCAGAAAUGCUUUCUAUUGUGAUUAAUCUUGUGUUAAGGCAGACCUCACAAUUCAUUGCAAGAAGUGCAUCCAUGAUUUACCAAUGACUCCACAGUUAUUCUCCCCAUUAAUUGUAGAAUUACACUCAGGUACAGAUAUGAAGCACAAUAUUACUUUAUAUUAUGAGCAUGAAAUGAAAUUUUCUUAAAAAAUCAGAGGAAUGUAGCUUUUCAUGCAUCUAUCCAAAUUCUUUUUGAAGCAUAGAUGGCUGAAAGGAAAUAAAUAUUCAGUAGAGGAAAGUGAAUAGAGCGUCAUCAGAUUCAUCUAUCAUGCAGACAACUUAAACAACAGUGGUGGGGCAAUCGAUGAGGAAGAGGAAUAUAAAGUGCAAUAAACUCCUCAUAAUCCUACUAAGUACCAGCCAGUGCCUUAGCCAUUUCACACAAGCAGUAGACAUUCAAAAUAAGACUCAAUAAACUAAUCCUAACUGUCUCAGAAUGAUGUGUCCAUGAGAUCUAAAACUGAUGAUAAUAAUGAUGAAAGCAGUGAAGAUCAAGAGAGUGAUGAUGCUAUGAGAGAAUUUUACAAACAAUAAAGAAGUGAGAAAACUCAGUAAGAAAAGGAGAUAAAAGAUGAAUUCUAUGCUAAACUGCCAAUUAUUUAAGAAAUAAAAGUUGUGUUUUUGAAUUUUGGAGCAUUAAUUACGGAUAUUCUCUAGGAAUAGCAUACAUCAUACAAACGCUACAUUCAUAUAUUCAGAUUUCCUUACUGA
Messenger RNA from Stylonychia lemnae, 1197 nucleotides. NCBI's taxonomy places the organism in Eukaryota, Ciliophora, Spirotrichea, Sporadotrichida, Oxytrichidae. The record is from the annotation of a GenBank genome assembly.